Sparassis crispa is the source of this 867-nucleotide messenger RNA. RefSeq lists its product as hypothetical. Lineage: Eukaryota; Fungi; Basidiomycota; Agaricomycetes; Polyporales; Sparassidaceae. The record is from RefSeq and is a predicted model, not a curated record. Bases 1 to 867 code for a protein of 288 amino acids. The transcript has 3 exons.
AUGGUGCCGAAGCAUGACGGAAAGGCUAUGAAGCGCGUACCAUUGUCUUCGGCCAUGACCUGGGAUAUUGUCCGUGAGCGGCUGCGCAUUGUGAUGGGAUAUGACAAUGUCGACGACAUGGCGCUCUCGUAUCGCCUCUCCAAGGAUGCCAAGUCUGUCCGCAAGAGCCUCGAAGAUGACAAUGACUAUCAGGGCAUUGUCCAGUCCAUGCAGAGUCAUCGCCGGAAUACCCGACCUCAGCAAGUAAUUAUAUUGGAUGACAGUGUGAAUGAUUCAGAGCAGGAGUUGUCACAGCCCAAGGGUUCGCACAAGAAGGCACCCGGGAUGAAAGCAGCCGCAGUUGCACAUGCUUACGCCACUGUAGAGCAUCAAAGCCAAAUUGAUGAAGUGGUGGAGGAGUUGAAAAGGCAGAAUCCGAAGUGUAGUGAGCACGCCAUGUCAUGUUGGCUAGGGCAUCCGUCUGGAGAGCACGUCCAGCUCACGGAGAUGCGUUUUGCAGCUUGGGCAACUGACAUUGUCAAGCAACUGUCACUUCCAGAAAUGGAACGCACAGUGACCUAUACCCAUCCACUGAACAACCGGAUGUUUGACGUACCUCCCUCGUUUCGUCAUCAGCAUGCCCCAUCGGUGUCGAAGGCCCCUUCCACAUCUAUGCCUGUUCCUCCAAUCAUUAUCAACAUGCCUGAGAUGUCUGGUUCUCACAAACAUCUUAUAGUAUCUCCAUCAUCAUCUGAUCCUGUCAAUCCUGCUGAUGCUCCUUGGCCAUCGCUCACCGACUUCCUUCUGCAUGCAGUAACUGUAGACCGUCACAGUCGGAACUAUCCUGCAUAUGAGCCAGGUCUUCGUCAAGCUGAAGAAGCAUUGUGA